GCACAAGGCUUUACAGUAACAUGAAUUACGACAAAAACCCAUCAUCAUAUUUAGUUCUCCCCCUGAAAUCACUUUCUGAAAUUUCUUGUUUCAUCGGCGUUGACUCGAGCUAGACCAGUCAAGAAACUCCAUGGACAAACACAAGAUGAUAGCUAACAAGGAGGAGGAAGAUGAAUCAUCGUCCUCAUCGGUCCCGCUCUACGCCAUGCAACUGGCGACUUCAUCAGUCCUGCCCAUGGUCCUGAAGGCAACGGUCGAACUGGGCGUGCUCGACAUCUUGGAGGGAGAAGGCCCCGGCGCCAUGCUCUCUCCUUCGCAGAUCGCUUCCAAGAUUCCCAUCAGGAACAACCCGGACGCGCACGGCGUGCUUGAUCGGAUGCUCAGCCUCCUCGCUAGUCACUCGAUUCUCACCGUCUCUUUGGUAAAAGAUCGCCAGGGUGAUGGGGGUUGCAGAGUCUAUGGUUUGGCACCUGUGGCCGAGUACUUCUUGAGGAACCGAGACGGUGGCUCGUUGAGUGGUAUGAUGUUCAUGGUUCAGGACAGGGUCGUGAUUGAUUUCUGGUUCCACUUAAAAGAUGCAGUUCUGGAAGGAGGAGUUCCAUUUGAGAGGGCACACGGGAUGACCGGACCCUCAUACUUAGGGAAGGAUGCAAGAUUCUCCGAGAUUUUCAAGAACUCAAUGAAAGAAUACAACAAAUUGGUCAUGUCGAAAAUCUUCGACACAUACAAGGGUUUUGAAGGGCUCAGCUCACUGGUUGAUGUAGGAGGUGGCGAUGGUUCCACUCUUAGCAUGAUCAUUUCCAAGUACCCUCACAUUAAGGCGAUCAACUUCGAUCUGGCAUCGGUUAUCGAGAAGUCGCCUUCUUAUUCAGGUAUAGAUUACAUUGCUGGAGAUAUGUUUGUAAGUAUUCCAAAAGGAGAUGCGAUUUUCAUUAAGUGGGUACUUCACAUGUUUGAUGAUGAACAAUGUAUCAAGAUCCUCAAGAACUGCUACUACGCGUUGCCAGACAAUGGAAAAGUAAUGGUGGUCAAUUUGGUGAUUCCAGAAGUGCCUGAAGCCAAUCUUGCUGCUCAAAGCUUGUAUCAAAUGUUCGUGUUCACGCGGAGCGUGAAUCCAAUGGGAAAAGAGAGAACCGUGAAAGAGUUUGAGACUAUAGCGAAAGAGGCGGGAUUUUGCAGCAUUCGAGUGGCCUAUUCCGCUCAUAAUUUCUCCCUUGUUGAGCUAUACAAGAACGCCAAAUCUUGCUAAUUGGAUGCUUCACAUUGGCCAGUGCUUGCCCAGCUCAUCAGUAGAGAGGGAUGUUUAACAAAUAAUGUAUGCUUGAUCAUGUACAAUAAAGAGAUUAGCUGCUAAGUGAAACGCCCCUUUAAAUUUCCUCAGAGAGAGAGAGAAGACAUUAUGUAAACUGCUAUAUACAUAACGUAUUUUGCCUAAUAAAAAAUGGGAUAAUACCAU
Syzygium oleosum is the source of this 1456-nucleotide messenger RNA. RefSeq names its product flavone 3'-O-methyltransferase OMT2-like. Gene Ontology annotation, molecular function: O-methyltransferase activity; S-adenosylmethionine-dependent methyltransferase activity; protein dimerization activity. NCBI's taxonomy places the organism in Eukaryota, Viridiplantae, Streptophyta, Magnoliopsida, Myrtales, Myrtaceae. The transcript has 4 exons. The record is from RefSeq and is a predicted model, not a curated record. Gene Ontology annotation, biological process: methylation. The coding region runs from base 131 to 1249 and encodes 372 amino acids.